This is a messenger RNA of Paecilomyces variotii, 1842 nucleotides long. RefSeq names its product phosphatase 2C-like domain-containing protein. Gene Ontology annotation, biological process: protein dephosphorylation. Lineage: Eukaryota; Fungi; Ascomycota; Eurotiomycetes; Eurotiales; Thermoascaceae. The coding region runs from base 1 to 1842 and encodes 613 amino acids. The record is from RefSeq and is a predicted model, not a curated record. Gene Ontology annotation, molecular function: protein serine/threonine phosphatase activity. The transcript has 3 exons.
AUGAGUCGCGCGGCAAUCCAGGCUUUCCGUACUGCGCGCCGUGCUCCAGUAUGGAAGGUCGCAGGUAGAAGACCUCGCGCCGUCUCGUUCUCCAGCAGCCAUGCAUUAAGCAUUCGACCGUCAUCCUCGGCUGGGAAACACUCCACAUUCAUCCCGGCGUCAUUACAGUCGUCUAUGCAUCUCCGCAACUUUUCCCUGGCCUUUAUCUCAACUCUAGUCGCCUCCGGGGCCUGGUACGCAUACAAGGGGAGCACUGCACAGCAGACCGCUUUCUCCAACGGAAUCAACGGAACAUCCAUCUCGAGCCCUGCUUUCCAAUCUCGGAGCAUCUCGACGGGCCCUUCUGGAACAGAGCCAGAAGAGCCAGCGCAAGCAACACGCCGUGCUCUCUUGGUAGAGAAUGAUCAAUUCUACACCGCUACACUGUCAGGAGAUCAACCCCUCGCAAAGUAUUCGGACGAUUCAGAUCGCAGAGUCCUCGAAAUGUUGACUCCCGAGCAGGCUACUCAGAAACUGCGGAGGAACGAGGAGUCGUAUUUGGUGAGCCGCGGUCAGGGAGUUGUCCGUUAUGAUAUCGUUCAGGUGCCCAGCAAUUCUCCGAUUGAGGACGAUCAUGCAGAGAAGAUUGUCGAAGUCCCACAAUCAGUGGCCGCUACAAGUGAUGGGGCUUCAAGCAGUGAUUGGAUGUUCUGGUCUAUCUUUGAUGGACACUCUGGUUGGACCACUUCCGCUAAACUGCGUAACGUCCUUAUCUCCUACGUGGCUCGGGAGUUAAACACAACAUAUAAGGCUGCCGCUAGCGAUCCGUCUGCCCUCUCGCCGUCUUCUGAAGCGAUUGAUACUGCAAUCAAACAAGGCUUUGUUCGACUGGACAACGACAUCGUCUACGAGAGCGUCAACAAGGUCAUGAAGGCAAAUUCUAGACGGGCCGCAGCAGAACUAUUAGCCCCUGCUUUGUCCGGCUCGUGUGCCCUUCUCGCUUUCUACAACUCCAAGUCAAAUGAUCUGAAAGUGGCCUGCGCUGGUGACUCUAGAGCCGUUCUGGGACGUCGUGGCCCUAGUGGAAAGUGGACUGCAACGCCGCUCUCCGAGGACCAGACCGGUGGAACACCUUCGGAGAUGAAGCGUUUGCGUGAGGAACACCCUGGAGAACCUCACGUUGUCCGUAAUGGCAGGAUACUAGGUAACCUCGAGCCGAGUCGUUCAUUUGGAGAUGCUUUUUAUAAAUGGUCGAGGGAGACGCAGGACAAGAUUAAACGCCAAUUCUUCGGACGCACUCCGCACCCGCUAUUGCAGACUCCGCCUUAUGUUACUGCUGAACCUGUUAUAACCACAACUAAGAUCGACCCAAAGCAGGGCGACUUCCUUGUCCUGGCAACCGACGGUCUCUGGGAGAUGCUGAGCAAUGAAGAAGUGGUCGGUCUAGUGGGACAGUGGAUCGAACAACAGCAAUCUGGAGGUGCUAAUGGUGUUAGCAAGCCUUGGCUGCAAAGCUGGUUCCGCUCGGAAGCUAAACAGCUCCCUGUGGAAAAGUCCCAGGUCACCAACCAGGAGGGCCAGCGACCUCCGAUUCGCCAGCAGCAGUAUGAUAUCUCAGGCGCAGCUAGCCGAUUUGUCGUGGAGGACAAGAACGCCGCUACGCAUCUUGUUCGAAACGCCAUGGGCGGCAAGGACAAGGACAUGGUUUGUGCUCUUCUUACUCUCCCUAGCCCGUACUCCAGAAGAUACCGUGACGAUAUCACCGUUGAGGUCAUCUUCUUUGGUAAUGGCCCGGACAACCGCACCGUUUCAAUUAACCAAGAGGCUAGCGCUUCUCAGGACAGCGCCAAGGCUAAACUCUGA